Messenger RNA from Notothenia coriiceps (black rockcod), 2655 nucleotides. RefSeq names its product FK506-binding protein 5-like. The transcript has 4 exons. The record is from RefSeq and is a predicted model, not a curated record. The annotation marks the transcript as partial. Lineage: Eukaryota; Metazoa; Chordata; Actinopteri; Perciformes; Nototheniidae.
UCUCCCAGUGAGUCAGCGGGUGAGGCUGAUGAGGAGGUGCAGGAUGCUGCUGAAGCUCCUCCAGUGUUCACCAGCCAAAAAUCUUCUGCUUCUGUGACGUCGACGGAGCCAACAGGCACAGACUCCCAAUCUGUUGUGAGUUUGAAUGUUAGUGAAGAGCUUUCUAGCGCCUUGUCAGAGGAAGAAGAAGAAGAAGAAGAAGAAGAGGAGGAGUCUGAUCAGGAGGAGGAAGAGGAGGAGGAGGAAGAAGAGGAAGAGGAAGAGGACUCUGGUAGUGAGGUGGAGAUCAUUGAGGAGGUCCAGGGUAAUGGGAGGCUGCCACCGCUCCAACCCACUUCAGUCUUUGUACAACAAGAACACACAAACUUCCUGCCAAGUCUGUCGGAACAGGAGGCUGCGCAGUUCUCUCUGAUCGAGCCCGGUGCAGAGAUAAAGAUGUUAGAGGAGGACAUGGAGGGUGAGGUGGUGAUGGUGAGACUCGGUGAAGAUGAAGGAUUAGAUGUUGUUGAGGACGAAGAGCAAGGAACAUCAUACAUGGAGCUCAAACCCUCGACCACUCUCCUCGUACCACUGGAGCUUGUGGGGGGGCAAGGCCUGGUCGAUGGCUCUCAGCUGUGUCUUCCUGGGCUUCAGCAGACCCUUGUGCCAGAUGAGCCGAGGACCGAAGCUAACGGCAGCUUCUCUCUGAUGCUGGAUAUGGACGAUGAUUCAGACACGCUGCCAAUGGAGAACGAUCUGCAGUGCUCUGACCCUCCCUCCCUGUCUCCAGCAGUGGAGGCUCUUGACAAACCUGAGGUCAUUAUUUUGGACACAGAUGAUCAGGAUCCUCCUGGGUCUGGAGAAAUCUCUGAAGAGGACCAGGGCAAAGAGGUGGAUACUUUAGAUGGCAUUGAGCUAGAUGAGACGACAGAGUCAGAACUUGCUGACCUACAAACUGAAAACACCGCGGAAAACCUUGAGACAGAAGAUGCUGAAGUACAGAGUGAUGAAGAGGUAGUAAUGGUGGUUGAAGAUCAUGAAACUGCAGGCCUUUCAAUGUCAGAACCAGAUCCAGUGGGAGAAUCUUCAGCAGAAAUGCUAGUUGAAGAUCAGGAACAGGAAGGACGCUCAGUCUCUGGGCCAAGUCCAGUGGGAGAACUUCCAGCACAAAUGCUGGCUGAAGAUAAUGAACCCGAAAGUCUUUCCGACUCUGGACCAAUUCCAGUGGAAGAGCCUACAGCAGGAAUACUGGCUGCUGAAGAAGAUCAAGAACCUGAAGUCAUUUCAUUGUCUGAACCAAGUCCAGUGGAAGAACCCACAGCAGAAAUACUGGCUGCUGAAGAAGAUCAAGAACCCGAAGUCAUUUCAUUGUCUGAACCAAGUCCAGUGGAGGAGCCUACAGCAGAAAUACUGGUUGAAGAAGAUCAAGAACCUGAAGUCCUUCCGUUGUCUGAACCAAGUCCAGUGGAGGAGCCCUCAGCAGAAAUGCCUGCUGAAGAAGAUCAAGAACCUGAAAGUCUUUCCGACUCAGAACCGAAUGUACUGGAAGUCAUCCCACCAGUUGUGGAGGACAAAGACUCAAUGGCAGAGCAAAAUGCUAAUCGGGAGAUGGGAGAGGAGAAGGAAGAACCAGCAUCUGCAGGAGUUGUGAUCUCAAAUAGCCAGCCAGAGGAACAGCCUGUGCUCGAGGCCCCAUCUUCCCAGAGGAAAAAGAAGGCUCCUUCCACGCCAACACGGAGGACAACAAGAGGGAGGACGAUUGCCUUUACCGUUCCCCUCCAAGAGGAAGCAGAGGAGGAACUAGCCAGCACCCAGUUUCCUGCGUCUCCUAGUCGUAAAAGUAACCAGAGCAAAGCCCAAUUUACCACACCUCGAAGAAGUUCUCGUAACGCUAAGCCAGAGCCUCCAAAAGAAGAUGUUAAAGAGGAGAUCGCCAUGGAUACUGACAAAACAACGACUUCACCAGCCAGACGUCGGGUUUCCCAGAAGGCCACCUCAAUAAGGAACAGCAAAAAGAUCGAAAGUGGUGAUGAGGAGGAAAUAGAAGACGUCACAGAUGCUAAAGUUUAUCGGCGAACAAGCUCCAAGACUCCGACACCGGCCAAACGCAGGACCACUCGGGUAAACACUCCAACGAGGUCCAGCAGAAGGAUAUUGAGUAGCAGUGAGGUGGAGUCGGCAACAUUGGAGAUCUUGGAAGAACAGAAGGAACCGGUGGAGGUCUUUGCAACUCCGGCCAAACGCAACUCCAGGAAAAGCAAGACGACAUCAUCAGAAAUGCAGACGGCACUGCUGGAGGAGGAGGAGGAAGAUGUAAAAAGAUCUUCCAGUCUUGGCAGGGCGACCCGACAGUCCAACCGCAUUACCCUGAGCGUUUAUCCACAAGUGAAACUGGUUCCUCUAUUUAUUCCUCAGAGUUCAAGGAAGACGAUAAGAGAGACGAUUACUGAUAAUAUCAAAGAAAGUGGAGAUCUACUGGAGCCUGAAGUAAACAGCAAAACUAGUCGCUCCAACUCUCGUCGAUCUACAAGAACCAAGCUCUGGGAUUACCCAGAGGAAGACCAUCCCUUACUGGACUCCCCUCUGGAGGUGUAUUCAGAGACGCCUGUGGCAGACGCCCUCCUCAAGAGACUGCAGGAUGAGAAGGAGAAGCAGGAAGGUAUGUGUGAGGAUACA